Triticum urartu is the source of this 1467-nucleotide messenger RNA. NCBI's taxonomy places the organism in Eukaryota, Viridiplantae, Streptophyta, Magnoliopsida, Poales, Poaceae. The record is from RefSeq and is a predicted model, not a curated record.
CGUUUAUUACUACCACAUCGCCGUAACGAGCUUCUCUCGUUUCUUCCUUCCCCUACGCCUACACCACCACUCCUUUGUCCUUACCGGAGAGAGGUCGGCGCUCUUCGCGGCCGCCGCCGAAACCAUCCCGGGCGGAGGCGGCCGGCGAAGAGUCACUCCCCCCCUUCGUCGUGAGUAGAAGUGAGUAGUCACCUCCUGCUACUCCCGGCGCUCUCUGCGGUGUCGGGGGUUGACCGCGAUCUCAGAUCCACCGAAUCCGAUUCCCCGGCACGAACGAGCCGAAUCGGGAGCCCCUAAACCCUCAAUCGUCCGCGGCGCCGCCGAACCACCUGGCCUCCGACUCUCCCUUUACUGGGUGAGCUCACCUUUUGCUGUGAUCCCACGGGACCCGAGGCGCAACCCGCCCCCUUGUCCCCUUGUAGGAUCGGAGCGUCGACGAUGAUCGUCGGGAGGAAGAAUGCCGGCAAGGCCUCUUCCUUCUUGCUCAUCCUCAUCUCGGUCGGCUGCUUCUUCGCGACCUACAACUUCCUGACAAUGGUGGGCCACAGCCGAAGCGGAGACGGGCCACGCAAAUUGCUCGGCGGCGGCGAUCAGGGCGGUGCCGUCGCCUUCGGGUCUGGUUCGGACCCGUCGAAGAGGUUCCACGUCGCCCUUACGGCGACGGAUGCGCUGUACAGCCAGUGGCAGUCGCGGAUAAUGUACUACUGGUACAAGCAGAUGAGAGUCAGGCCUGGCUCGGAUAUGGGCGGCUUCACGCGGAUCCUUCACUCUGGAAAGCCGGACGGUUUGAUGGAUGAGAUACCCACCUUAGUUGUUGACCCCCUCCCUGAAGGCGCUGACAGGGGUUACAUUGUCCUCAAUAGACCCUGGGCAUUUGUCCAAUGGUUGCAGAAGGCGAACAUCAAGGAGGAUUAUAUACUUAUGGCUGAGCCAGAUCAUAUCUUUGUGAAGCCUUUGCCAAACUUAGCUCACGGUGAAGAACCUGCCGCAUUUCCCUUUUUCUACAUCAAACCAACUGACAAUGAGAAGAUACUAAGGAAGUUCUUUCCAGAAGAAAAAGGUCCUGUCUCAAAUAUUGAUCCUAUUGGCAACUCCCCUGUGAUUAUCCAGAAGGCCCAGCUUGAGAAGAUUGCUCCAACCUGGAUGAAUGUUUCGCUAAAAAUGAAAGAGGAUGUGGAGACAGACAAAGCUUUUGGAUGGGUCUUGGAAAUGUAUGCAUAUGCUGUUGCAAGUGCAUUGCAUGGUGUGCACCACAGCCUCCAAAAAGAUUUCAUGAUUCAGCCUCCAUGGGACGCGAAAUCAGACAACACAUUCAUCAUCCAUUAUACUUACGGAUGUGACUAUUCAUUAAAGGGUGAGCUGACUUAUGGUAAGAUCGGGGAAUGGCGUUUUGAUAAGAGAUCUUAUCUUCGCUCACCACCACCGAGAAAUCUUUCAUUACCCCCUCCAGGAGUUCCUGAAAGUGUG